GAUUUUUAAUUGCUCUGUAAAAAAAUUAUAAUUAUUUGUGAGUCAAUUGUGCAGUAAUUAAGACAGUUUUUGUAACAAUGGAUGGUGGACACGUAGCAAUUAAUCAGAAAAAUAGAGGAUUUCUUUGUUGGCUGAUGAAAAUCCUGUCAUUUCCAUGUUCAUUCUACAAAUAUCUUUUUGAUAAAGAAAUUCGGAAUUCUUUACCCAAUAAAGUGGUGUUAAUUACAGGAGCAUCUUCAGGAUUAGGCGAAGCUUUAGCUCAUGUAUUUUAUACGACUGGUGCAAAAAUCAUUUUGGCAUCAAGAAGAAUUGAGGAAUUGGAAAGAGUUAAAAGGGACUUAAUGAACAUUGACCAUAUUGGAAUAACUCAUUCGCCAAUGAUUCUUCAAAUGGACCUUACAGAUAUUAAUUCAUUGCCAGAGAAAGUUAAUCAAGUAUUAGACGUUUAUGGACAUAUUGAUAUUCUCGUUAACAACGGUGGGGUUAGCAUAAGAAGCAAUGCAGUUGAUACAAAAGUAGAUGUUGAUAUAAAAAUCAUGCUUACUAAUUAUUUUGGUACUGUUGCAUUAACUAAAGCAGUCUUGCCAUCUAUGAUUGCUAGAAGAGACGGAAAAAUUUUAUGUAUCGGGAGUGUCCAAGGCAAGUUUGCGAUUCCACAAAGAGCAUCAUAUAGCGCAUCAAAACACGCAAUUCAAGCCUUUUGUGACUCGUUACGAGCGGAAGUAGACGAACAUAAUGUUAAGGUCACACUAAUUAGCCCUGGAUACAUAUCAACAAAUUUCUCCUUUAAUGCUUUCACCGGUACUGGUAAUGCAUACGCUAAAAUGGAUGAAAGCACAGCUCAAGGAACAGAUCCAAUCGAAAUGGCAAAAUAUAUUCUUCAGGCAGUAUUAAAGGAUAAGAAAGAUGUCAUAUUUUGCGGUUUAGCACCAAGAUUAGCAUAUUACAUUCGAUUUCUCAUGCCUUCCUUAUAUUUUUGGAUCAUGUCAAAACGUGCUCAAAAAUUGAGCAAACAGAAUCAUCUCAGUAAGACUGACUGAAAUUACUGCAUAUGAUUAUGCUG
Molecule: messenger RNA, 1063 nt
Organism: Chironomus riparius
Lineage: Eukaryota; Metazoa; Arthropoda; Insecta; Diptera; Chironomidae
Source: the annotation of a GenBank genome assembly